CUGACCUGGCGAGAAGCUUGGCAAACCAUGGCAGAAGACCCACAGCCGGCUGCUCCCGCGGCCGCACCCACGGCCGCGGAGGGCAAGACGCUGCGGUGGCAAAUCGGAUCGUCCGCUCUGCAGGUCCUCGAGCAUGUCUACACCAUGGAGCCCUUCCCAGGCCUCGAGACGCGCAGAGACCUCGCGCGGCAGCUGAACGUGUCGGCGCGCCAGGUGCAGGUCUGGUUCCAGAACAAACGACAGCGCGAGCGCAAGAUCUCAAAGCAAAUGGGCCUCUUCUCGACGCCCGGACUGCCAGACACCCCCGCCACCACCGCCGCCAAGGCGGCGGCUUCUGCAGGCAACUCUGGGGGCGGGGCGGGGAGCAGCAGCGCCGACGGAAAGGCGGCCGGCGACGGCGGCGGCGCGGCGGCGCCGGCGGGGACGGAGGCAGUGGCGGCGGCGGCGGCGGCGGCGGCCGCUGCCGCCGCCGAAGCAGCCGCAGCGGUGGCAGCACGGCAGGGCGGGGCAGGGGAGGCUCGGGGCGGGCAGAGCGAGUCCACACCGAUGAGCCGAACCGAUUCGGCGCUGAAAAUCAACGAUGUUUUGGACCUGUUCACCGAGCCUGGCGCCGACAAGGCCGACAAGGCCGACUCGCCACUCGAGAGCGAGUCGGCAGUGGUCAACGCUUUCCUCGACCUCGCCUGAUCGGACAGAAAUCAUAGGACGUCACGGUGCAUCACGCCUACUGAGUGAGCGGUCGCCGCCCCAUUCGACAUCCUCUCGCUCCCUCUCCAGCCGAGCUGCUGCACGCGCAUGCGGGGCACGCACCGUGAGGUGCGGGAGGGGGAGGAUGGAGAUUUGCCGCGGCGGGCGACUCUCUCCGUGUUGUGCGCCGCGCUACCCGCGG
Messenger RNA from Emiliania huxleyi CCMP1516, 889 nucleotides. RefSeq lists its product as hypothetical. The coding region runs from base 28 to 687 and encodes 219 amino acids. Gene Ontology annotation, biological process: cell differentiation; regulation of transcription by RNA polymerase II. Gene Ontology annotation, molecular function: DNA-binding transcription factor activity, RNA polymerase II-specific; RNA polymerase II cis-regulatory region sequence-specific DNA binding. The record is from RefSeq and is a predicted model, not a curated record. Lineage: Eukaryota; Haptophyta; Isochrysidales; Noelaerhabdaceae. The transcript is spliced from 3 exons.